AAAUGAGAAAUUAACAUGUGCCCUCCUCCAUUGGCUGUGGAAAAAGGGAGAUUUCCCAAAGAGGAUUGGUUCCCAGCCGCAAAGGGCAGGCUUUUGAUUGGAGAGUCCUUUGUUUGUUGCCAGCGCUUUAAGCCUGAUCAACUGAAAACGAUUAAAUGCUGAUCCGUGCAGUAAAGGGUUGGAUCGCAACAACGUGUUCUUCUAAAGGCUUAAAAAGGCUCUGGUGUACUGCACGUCCUGCACGAAGGGAAUUGUCAGACAGCACCAUGGCUAGCUUAUUUAUCAAGUCUCUCUCUGCAUCUUUGCACUGGAAGGCGGUGAAGUUUUCCGCCGCUGGUUUAGCCCCGGGAUUUUGCACAAAAGGUGUUGAUGUGCUGCCUUUUGAAAGCUAUGAGAAACGCAGUCGGGCUUCUCGGCAUAGUCCAGCGGAUCCCAUUGACGCCAGCAGACCCAGUACAGCAGGGAAGAUGGAGAACAAAACUUAUCUGUGGAGCCGAUACAAUGAGAUGAAGAAAUUAGUCCAUGAACUCAUUCCCCCAGGAAUCUGCAACCUCCUCAAUCCUGCAAACAUCUAUUCCAAUAAUGAGGUUAAUUUGGGAAACAUUGAAAUUUAUGGAUUUGAUUAUGAUUAUACUCUGGCACAGUAUUCCAAUUUGCUGCACACAAUGAUCUUCAAUACUGCACGAGAAAUACUCAUUGAUCAAUAUAAGUAUCCAGAAGGAAUAAGGAAGUAUGAAUAUCAACCUAACUUUGCCAUCAGAGGCCUCCAUUAUGACGUGCGGAAGGGAUUUCUAAUGAAGAUUGAUGCUUUCCACUAUGUCCAGUUAGGAACAGUGUACAGAGGACUCAGUCCAGUACCAGAUGAGGAAGUGUUUCAAAUGUAUGAUGGCACUCAACAUGUUCCUUUACACCGAAUGAGUGAUUUCUAUGGCAAGGGUCCUACUAUGAAACAGUUCAUGGAUAUUUUCUCCCUUCCUGAAAUGACUCUUCUUUCUUGUGUGAAUGACUACUUUAUUAACCACGGCAUUGAAUAUGAUCCUGUUCAUCUCUUCAGGGAUGUGAGCGAUGCUGUAACCAGUGUUCAUGUCAAAGGAAUGAUGUACAAUUGGAUUGAACAGGACCUAGAGAAAUACAUUCUGCAUGGUGAUGAAACAUAUGCUGUCCUAAACCGGCUGGUUAAUAAUGGAAAAAAGCUCUUUCUUAUAACCAACAGUCCUUUCAGCUUUGUUGAUAAAGGAAUGAAACACAUGGUGGGAAAGGACUGGCGGGAUCUCUUUGACUUGGUGAUUGUCCAAGCUGAUAAGCCAGGUUUCUUUACAGAUAAGCGCAAGCCUUUCAGAAGAUUGGAUGAUGCAGGUGUGUUGCAGUGGGACAAAAUCAACAGGCUAGAGAAGGGAAAGAUGUAUAAACAGGGAAACCUAUUUGAUUUUCUACGACUGACAGGCUGGGGUGGAUCCAAGGUGCUUUAUUUUGGUGACCAUCUGUACAGUGACCUGGCAGACUUAAUGCUGCGACAUGGCUGGAGAACAGGAGCAAUUGUACCAGAAUUGGAUACAGAAAUCAGCACCAUUAACACCGAGCAGUUUACACAUGGACUGACCUGGCUACAGGUUCUGACAGGACUUCUGGAGAGGCUGCAGGUUUAUCAGGAUGCUGAGUCUAAACAAGUGCUCGAUGAAUGGAUAAAGGAGAGACAAGAAUUAAUGUCUUUGACCAAGAAUUUAUUCAAUCCCCAGUUUGGGAGCAUCUUCAGGACCUAUCAUAACCCAACCUAUUUUUCACGAAGAUUGUGCAGAUUCUCUGACAUCUACAUGUCAUCCAUCAGUUGUCUGUUAAACUAUGACACCAGCUACACCUUCUAUCCGAGACGGACUCCUUUGCAACAUGAAGCACCACUCUGGAUGGACCAACUUUGCACCGGCUGCAUGAAGACUCCUUUCCUGGAAGAGAUGGUCCACAUGCGAUAAACUCCAUUUUAAUUCCAUUGCAGAUUUGUUUUAAUGGUACACUUCAUCUGAAAAGUUUACCCACAGGUUGUAAACAAUGUGGCCUGUUCUUAUUUGAAAUGGUGUGAAUUGAACAUUGAAUAGAACGUGAUAGUGCUGAUCGAAAUGAUCAUGAUCAUAGUGAAAUAGAGUAACUACUGUUGUUCAUCCUUCCUAGACUAGGCCCAAUCCCACUUUCCAGUCAAUGAUACCUGCUGUGGAUUCUCUCCCUUGUUUGGAAAUUCAAGCCUGCUUUACAUAGUCUGCAAAAAUAUCACUGAAAACAUAAGGUCUGGAUGGAUGACUCUCAUUGGUCCAAUUACCAGUUAUUUAAUUUCCACAAUUUGCAGAGAGUUCACCUUUUUUAAAAUUUUAAUAUUUGUCACUGGCUGUAAGACCUAAACUUUUUAACAGUAGUGUAACUGUAGAAUCUCACUUCAGGCUAUCCGUCUCUGGGGUCUCUGCAUCUUGCUAAUGAGAAAUGUGAGGGUGCACAUGGAAAGUGGAAUUGUAUUUAAAAUGUGUUGUACAAUACAUUGAAUUCACUUUGAUACAUUGUGAUGUGGGACUUGUUAAAGGGAAGAAUUAUUAACGUGGUUAGAUAGUUGUAUUUAUAGAUAUUCCACGCUAGGAUGUUUUACUUGAAGCCAGCUUAAGCAUUUUGAAAACGUAUAAAGAAUGUUUUAACUUUGAACAGCAUGUGUACUGGUUCUUUAGAUGCUUUUUGAAAGGUGUUUCACAUGAUGUAAUCUGGACCAGAUCACAAACUUCUGUUCAUAGUGCCCACAAGAUUCAGCAAUUGAAGCUGUUCAGAUCUGCGAAGUUUUAAGCUUUAAGCUUUUUCUGAAACUAAUUUCUUCUCUUUCCUCCCCUCCCCCCCCCCCCCCAAAAAAAAAUCCUCCCCAAAACCACACAACAUUGCAAUGUAAACACUUCUUUAUAUGAUCUUAUCUCAAACUCUGGCAUUGGACCAAAUUUGUUUUAGCAUUUUGCAACAACAAAAUGCUAUUUGGAGGGCCAUAAUGAGGCAUAAAAUGCAACUGCAUUUCUCACUUACAUCUAGUAAUAAGUGUUACAUUAGAAUUUAUCAUUUUAAGGGGUCACCAGUGAGUUUUAAUAUUCAAAGAUGCUUAAAACCAAUUUCAUGCACAGAAAGUGUGUCCAGACAUUGUGUUCCUUUGUGAAUUGAUAGAUUACCCUGAAUCUGUGGUAUAAGGAGUUUUGAAACUGGAGAGAAUGAACUUGUUCUGGGCCCAGUGGUCAGAAAAGUAUCAUAAGGAAGAAAGACUUGGAACGGAACGAAGAGAAUGUGCUUUUACUAGUUUACGUAUGUUCUAAAAUGUGACAAAAACAAUAGGGAAAAAUUUAAGGGAGGAUAUUAUAGGCAUUUCAUCGUGGCUAUAAAAACUUGCACCUUUUUUUGUUUUAUAAUGUGGUAUGGUGACCUGAAGCAUUUGCCUGUUUAGAAGAUUAGAGUUGAGUAAGUUGGUUGAAGGGAUAGUGAAAGGUUUGGGAGAAGUUGUAGCUGGGUAGAUAAACAUAGGUAGGAUUUUGGAGUGAUUCGGCUGAAAGCUCUGUAUCCAGUGUGACAGCAAAAGGUUGUCAGGGGGUAUGGGAUGAAUGGGUGGAAACACUCAAGUUGGCAAUACAGAAAUUAAAACUGUGGUUCAGUGAGAAAGCUGGAUGUUAGAGGCAAGAUGCUGCUGCAAAUAACCUGAUCUAAACUUCUGCUGACAUGCUUACCCAUACUGACAGGUCAUUUUGUUGAAUCUUGAAUAAAUUUGUUACAGAAAUAUUGAAAAUAAAACUCUUUGAUCUAUUAUUACUAGUAGAUCAAUGGUGCUGUUGCUCUGAUGUGGAGCCUAUUUCGGUAUUUUGCUGCUAAGCUGGCCUGUUCCAUCAGGCCUGUUGUUAGAGUACCCUGUGCAGAAAUCUAGGUUACAGCUUGUUGUUUCAGGAUAAUUUAAGGUCAGUAAAUUGCUUGAAAAUGAAAGUGAAAUAUUACUGAUGCUGUAAAUUCCUUGAUUUUAGGCUGUAGGUGAAAAGACCCCACUAAGCAGACUUACUUAACGAGCUGUGAUCUCUGUAUUGAGACAUGCAUGCACUAAUUGUAUUGAGUUAAAACUGUCAUUCUGCAGACUAAGCUCAAUGUAGUAAUUGUUUUUUUGAUUUUACCAAUACAUAGUGUUGUUUAUAGUUACUUAUGGUACUGGUUCUGACCUCAAACUUUACAACCUUUUUUUGUCUGUGGUUUAACUGCACACAUCAGUUGUGUAAGUCAGUACACUUGGAUUUUGAUUUAAUGUUCCAGUUUCUAAUGUUUUGAGAUUUGGAAAGGGUACCAUUUUAAGCUUUCUUUCACCUUUUUUAGCAUGAACAGCUUCAGUAAAAAUUGUGAAUUCAUCACAUGAUCACCAAAAAUGUACUUAGCAGUCCAUUCAAUGCAUUAGUGCAGUGAAAAUCCACCCAAUUCUCAAACACGUUCUCUUAAAAUCCCAUACUCCCAGCUUUAUGUAAUGUCAAAGGACCAUGGAGUACGUUGUUUUUAUCAACAGCAAAGUGAGAUGAAAUCGAGGUGGCUACCACCUUAGCAAGCAUUGUAUUUUUCUUCAGUUCAUCUUUUAUGUGGCUUUGAAAGACUUGUUAAUAACUGCAAAUGUAUUUUCAAUUAAAUCUUUAUAAACUGA
This is a messenger RNA of Stegostoma tigrinum, 4672 nucleotides long. Its product is annotated as 5'-nucleotidase domain-containing protein 2-like. The record is from RefSeq and is a predicted model, not a curated record. The transcript is spliced from 14 exons. Gene Ontology annotation, molecular function: 5'-nucleotidase activity. NCBI's taxonomy places the organism in Eukaryota, Metazoa, Chordata, Chondrichthyes, Orectolobiformes, Stegostomatidae. The coding region runs from base 156 to 1967 and encodes 603 amino acids.